GCGGGGGAGACUUCUUAGAUACCAGGCUGCAAGGCUCUUUCCCUUCCGGUUUCUGCGCCCUUUCUCUGCGCGCUGGUUUCGACCUGGGCUGUAUAGUGUGGAGAAGGGGCGGGAUCCUUCCUCCCUUCUGCUCCUACUGGGGCGAGUCCACUUCGUGCCUGGCUGGAGUUCAGGGGUCCGAAGUGUCAGCUGUAGGCCUGGUGAAGCUUGGUGGCCCCAUGGCCCCGCUCGGAGCUUCCCCGCGUCUGGUGUUGCUGUUUAGCGGGAAGAGAAAAUCCGGGAAGGACUUCGUGACCGAGAGGCUGCAGAGCAGGAGCAUGGCUUGGACUUCCAGAAACUUCUGGACGCAAGCACUUACAAGGAGACCUAUCGGAGGGACAUGAUCUGUUGGGGGGAGGAGAAGCGCCAGGCUGACCCAGGCUUCUUCUGCCGGAAGAUUGUGGAAGGCGUGUCCCAGCCUAUCUGGCUGGUGAGUGACACACGGAGGAUGUCUGACAUCCAGUGGUUUCAGGAGGCCUACGGGGCUUUGACACAGACCGUCCGAGUAGUAGCCUCGGAGCAGAGUCGACAGCAACGGGGCUGGGUGUUCACACGAGGGGUGGACGAUGCUGAGUCAGAAUGUGGCCUGGACAGCUUUGGGGACUUUGACUGGGUCAUUGAGAACCACGGAGAUGAACAGUGCCUGGAGGAUCAGUUGGAGAACCUUCUGGAAUUUAUUCAUGCCAAACUUCAGCGCUGAGGCUUGAGGGGUGAGCAGAGACUGAUGGACCGGGCGAACCCUGCUUCUACCAGAUGUGGGUGCCCAGUCCCGGCUGAGGUCAGAAAACAGACAAACGGUCUGGCUUUAAACUUCCAGAGGAAUGAGGAGGAUGCUCGUGGGUAAUGGCAAAUAAAGAAACCUCCGGUGUGUGUGUCUUCCCUGGAGAGGACACUUACAGGGCAAAGGCCAAUGCAUUAGUUUUGCGUGAGACAGAAACAUUACCAUGCGCAUGGUAAGGCAGGCCUGCAGAACUGUGGUGGUGUUGCUUCCCCGUGUGUAAGCUCUCAGCCCUGGAAUCCUAAUAAACCUCCUUGGAGCACA
Molecule: messenger RNA, 1081 nt
Organism: Rattus norvegicus (Norway rat)
Lineage: Eukaryota; Metazoa; Chordata; Mammalia; Rodentia; Muridae
Gene: Pmvk
Product: phosphomevalonate kinase
Biological process (GO): isopentenyl diphosphate biosynthetic process, mevalonate pathway; geranylgeranyl diphosphate biosynthetic process; secondary alcohol biosynthetic process
Cellular component (GO): cytosol; cytoplasm
Molecular function (GO): ATP binding; phosphomevalonate kinase activity
Source: RefSeq, a predicted model, not a curated record